CUCUCUCUCUCUCUCUCUCUCUCUCUCUCUCUCUCUCUCUCUCUCUCUCUCUCUCUCUCAUCAUUUUUUUGCUUGCACUUCACAAAAUUCGAUACUAAUGUCUGCCACCACCUUCACCUCCGAAUCAUCGCAUGUCCACGUGGCACGUGACCGUUUGGCCACUCUCACCGCUCACCUCCUUCCUUCCUCUGACUCUACCGCCUCCGAGGACCUUCUCCAGCCACUCCAGCUGUCUGCUCCGGCAACGGCGACGAGCCUGAAGGGGACACUGACGGUGGUGGACGAGAGGACUGGUAAGAAGUACUAUAUUCAGGUGUCUCCCGAAGGCGCCGUCAAAGCCACCGACUUCAAGAAGAUAUCGGUUGGAAAGAAUGACAAGGGAUUGAAACUUUAUGACCCUGGCUAUUUGAACACUGCACCUGUUAGAUCAACUAUUUCUUAUAUUGAUGGUGAUGAAGGAAUCCUUAGAUAUAGAGGCUAUCCUAUUGAGGAAUUGGCACAGAAAAGCACAUACAUGGAAGUAGCCUACCUCAUAAUGUAUGGAAAUUUACCUUCUGAAAAUCAGUUAUUGGAUUGGGAGUUCGCUGUAUCUCAGCAUUCAGCUGUACCACAGGGAGUUUUGGAUAUCAUACACUCAAUGCCACAUGAUGCUCAUCCUAUGGGUGUGCUUGUUAAUGCCAUGAGUGCUCUAUCUGUUCAUCAUCCUGAUGCUAAUCCUGCACUCAGAGGUCUUGAUGUUUACAACUCAAAGCAAGUCAGAGAUAAACAAAUAGCUCGGAUUAUCGGAAAGAUAACAACAAUUGCUGCAGCAAUUUAUCUCAGAAUGGCAGGACGGCCACCUGUGCUUCCAUCCAAUCAACUUUCUUACACAGAGAACUUCCUAUACAUGCUUGAUUCUCUAGGCAACCGCUCAUAUAAACCGAAUCCCCGGCUAAGUCGUGCACUGGAUAUUAUUUUCAUCCUGCAUGCUGAACAUGAAAUGAAUUGUUCCACAUCCGCUGUUCGGCAUCUUGCAUCAAGUGGUGUUGAUGUAUACACUGCUGUUGCUGGUGCUGUUGGAGCUCUAUACGGACCUCUCCAUGGUGGAGCUAAUGAGGCUGUUCUUAAAAUGCUGAGUGAAAUUGGAACUGUUGACAAAAUUCCAGAGUUCAUUGAUGGUGUUAAAGCAAAGAAGCGAAAGCUUAGUGGUUUCGGACAUCGUGUUUACAAAAACUAUGAUCCCAGAGCAAAGGUCCUAAAGAGACUAGCAGAGGAAGUGUUUUCCAUUGUUGGCCGGGAUCCUCUUAUUGAGGUUGCAGUUGCCUUGGAGAAGGUUGCACUAUCUGAUGAAUUUUUCAUCAGAAGAAAGCUAUAUCCAAACGUUGACUUCUACUCUGGACUAAUUUAUAGGGCCAUGGGGUUUCCACCUGAGUACUUUACUAUUUUAUUUGCUAUCCCUCGAAUGGCUGGUUACUUGGCGCAUUGGCGAGAGUCUUUGGAUGAUCCUGAUACGAAGAUUAUGAGGCCUCAACAGGUUUAUGUUGGGGAAUGGCUGAGGCAUUAUGCACCAAUCAAAGAAAGAACAGAAUCAAGUAACACUGACAAGCUUGGCCAGUUGACCGUAUCGAAUGCCUCAAAGCGGCGGCUCGCUGGAACUGGGAUAUAGUUAUAUUUAAAACAGAGGGAGUAAUUCUUAAAGGUUCCAAAGUCUUUUAUGGCUUAUAUUGCCUAAGUUUUACUAUGGCUAAAGCAGAAUGAGGCAAGAGACCUCAGGAGGAUGUAUCUUCAUAAAUAAUGCGGCCAGUUUUGUAUUCUAUUCUAGUAGCAGAAUAAUGAUAGCAGGAUUUGCAGUUCCAGAGGGAUCAAUCAAUAUAUGCCAAGUAACAUUUGUGGAUGGAAUGAAAUCAAACUCGUUAAUAUUCUUGGUUUUGUGAUCAUUUUAUUUUACAUUAUUGGUGAUAUAAAGAAGUUCCAUUGGAUUUUAUUUUAUUUA
Molecule: messenger RNA, 1972 nt
Organism: Arachis ipaensis
Lineage: Eukaryota; Viridiplantae; Streptophyta; Magnoliopsida; Fabales; Fabaceae
Source: RefSeq, a predicted model, not a curated record